Triticum turgidum subsp. durum (durum wheat) is the source of this 552-nucleotide messenger RNA. The record is from the annotation of a GenBank genome assembly. NCBI's taxonomy places the organism in Eukaryota, Viridiplantae, Streptophyta, Magnoliopsida, Poales, Poaceae.
AUGGCAGCCUGUUCCCCUUCCACUUCCACUCCUUUUCCCAACAAAUUAGGCCUCCGCUACUUCACCUUUUUGGUUCGCCUAUCAAAUCUGGCACCGAUGCUAGCCGCCGCCUCCCGCACCCAGCAGUCCACACCAAAUCGAUCACCACCCAUCAAAGAGACGAGCGGCACAAGCAGACGAGGAGACAGACUUGAUGUUGUUGCCGGCGUGAUCCUCCUGCCGUUAAACGCGGCGUGCCUCGUCGGCAAGCAUGCAGUGCCGGUUGCAGAGCUGCAGCCGUUGAGCGAAGAGGAAGGGGUCCCGCUAAUGCUAGAUGUCGUCCGCCUCUUGGGAACGCCGUGGGGGAAGGGUGCUGUCCGUCGCCGCGGACCAUGCCGAGGAGCACCGUCGGAGAUCAGGAGGGACAACUUCAGUUCAGGCUCUUUCUCCCUCACCUCCUUUCUUUGGUUCCCACCUUUUUCAAUUGUGGACCAGCAGGGUCACAAUUAUGUCAUUCACUCUCAACCUGCGCUACAAAAUUAUUGGUAUAUGCAAUUUACGGUCCAUGCAUGA